AUGACGAUAUUUGAAAAAACAUAUACUGUAUGUCAAAAUAGUUGUAAUUUAUAAAAAUAUUUUGAAUAGAAUUAAUGCUGUUAUUUUUUAUUACUUUUAGCAUACAACAAAUUCAAGGAAACAUAUUGGUUCUAAUGGACGUAAGCCACAGAAUAUAUCUGUAGAUGAUUGUCUAAACAGUAAGUCUACAAAAACUUAUCUACUUAAAAGUUUACUAAUUGAUAAAUAUGAUUUAUCUGAUUCAAUAGAGAGACUAAAGAUAACUUCUAUUCUUACCGAUUCUUUGCAAUCUAUGGAAACAAAACUUAAAAAAAGGUACGAUAUAUUUAUAACCAACCUGAACUGUUAUAUGCUAUUUAAUUGUUUUCUAUUUUUGCAUAUUUAUUUAAAUUCUUUAUCUGAUUAAAUACAAUAUUCAUAUACAUGAAUAUUUCUUAUGUAGGUAUUAAAAUUUUAACUUAAGAACAACAGUUUAUUUUAUCAUAUUUUAAUUCUAUUAAAUAAUGCAUUUGAAGUUUACACAGAAAAACAGAGCUAAUAUAAGAUGGGGACAGGUUGUUGUAGAUGGGAAGUUGGGAAAGUAGGAUGCAUUAAUUUAUUUAAUUUAUAUCUGUAAGCAACAAUAAACCAGUGUUAACAAAAAAUAUUUAUUUUUUUUUUUUUACCACUUAUGAUGAAGGGUUAAAAUUUUCAUAAAUUUGUGUUUAGUCUAACAAUUUUAUUUAAUGACUUCUCUAAAGUACAACACCAGUCAGAUUUCCUUUUACAAAUUGCUAUCAUUAAAAUUUGGAGAAAAAUUGUGCACAGGAAAAAAAUAGUAAUAUUUUAGUAAUAUAUUUCGUAUAUUUACCCGUUUUUUUGGGUUUUUCAAUUUUAUGAGAAAACUCUUGAGAAAAUCGAAAAAUAACCUAUGUAGUGCAUCCACUAGGUAAAAUUGUCCUAUUCAAAGAAAUCCAUUCACUCUAUAUGUCAGAGGAAGAUUUCUUUUUGAAAAGUUGUUUGCUGACACAAAAAAAAAUCAUAGUAAAACAAAUAGAUCCCUACACUCAUUGUACAAUCAUUGAUUAAUUUAAAAUCUGUAUUAUAUUUCCUCUAGUUUAAAAACACAAGAAGCAAAAGGAAUACCUAAUUUUUUUUUAUUUGUAUUAUCAUCAUUUUAUUUUAUUUUAGAAAAAUUGAACAAAUUCAAGCACACAAUAAUUGCAUUUCUAUGGUAAAUAAAUAAAUUUCUUAAGAGCACCAGAUUAGUUUUUUACAAUUUUUUUUUCUCAUUAAAGGAGCCUCCCAAAUUUAUUCCAAUCAAGAUUAACAACCCUUGUGGCAAUGUAAAAAUUAAGGACGUUGAUGAUGAUGAUGUUUUUAAUCCAUGUAAUUGUGAUCCAAACCAGCCUGAUCCAUGUGGUCCAAAAUCUAGUUGUUUAAAUAGGUAUUUUAUCACUAUUAUUAUUAUUAUUAUUUUUUUUUUUUUGAUAUUAUAUUAAAUUUUGAAUUAUCUUGUAGAGUACUUAUGUUUGAAUGUGAUCCAGAACUAUGCCCUGCUGGUGACAAAUGCAAUAAUCAACAAUUUAAAAAACAAUUGUACCCAACAUUAACUCCAUUUUUAACAAGAAACAGGGGCUGGGGUCUUAAAACUUUGGAUAUUAUAAAAAAAGGUUUGAAUUUUUAAAAUUCUACUUAGAAAUAUAAUUUGGUAGAUUAAUCAUUAUAACUUUAGGAACAUUUAUAAUUGAAUAUGUUGGCGAUCUUCUUGAUAGAGAAGAAUUUAAUAAAAGAAUGGAAGCAAUAAUCAAAGAGAGAAAUGAAAACCAUUAUUUUUUUCACAUAAGUAAUUCUAGAAUAAUCGAUGCUGGAAGUAGAGGAAAUUUGUCAAGGUAAAAUUAAUUUUAAUGAAUCAAUAGAUAUAAAGAUAAUUAGUAUACAGUACAGAGUAAUUCAAAUUUAAUGAUUUUUUUUUUAGCGGUUCUUAGUUAAUUUAAAACAAUUGAAUUAUAAUUUGUAUAUUAAAUAUUUUGAUUUCAUAUUUUAUUAAUGUUAAAUACAUCAAUCUAAAAACUUGAGUAAACUGUUUAUUUUUAUUGUUUAUUUAAUUUCUUAGACAAAUAAUUGUAAUAAAUAUAAAUAUUAAAGUAAUAUUAACAAUGCAAUUAGACUAUAAGCAAUGAUUAAUGAUUUUAUUUAUUUAGCUUAAUAAAUAUUUAUUAUGUAUUGUUUUAUUAUGAAUUAUGAUAUAACACUGAAAAUUUUGUAUUAAUAUAAUUUAUACUUUUUUUUUUUAUAUAUAUAUAUAUAGAUUUAUGAACCAUUCAUGUGAUCCAAAUUGUGAAGCAUACAAAUGGGUAAUCAAAGGUGAAACUCGAGUUGGAAUUUUUGCUUUACAUGACAUUUCUGUUGGUACUGAACUAGUGUUUGAUUAUAAUUUUCAAAACGUCAAAGGAGUAACUAAAAUGCCUUGCCAAUGUGGAGCUGAUAAAUGUUCUAAAUUUAUUGGGGUUUAA
This is a messenger RNA of Cinara cedri, 2495 nucleotides long. The record is from the annotation of a GenBank genome assembly. Lineage: Eukaryota; Metazoa; Arthropoda; Insecta; Hemiptera; Aphididae.